Messenger RNA from Plenodomus lingam JN3, 1947 nucleotides. RefSeq lists its product as uncharacterized. Gene Ontology annotation, cellular component: ubiquitin ligase complex. The record is from RefSeq and is a predicted model, not a curated record. Gene Ontology annotation, molecular function: ubiquitin binding; ubiquitin-protein transferase activity. Lineage: Eukaryota; Fungi; Ascomycota; Dothideomycetes; Pleosporales; Leptosphaeriaceae. Gene Ontology annotation, biological process: proteasome-mediated ubiquitin-dependent protein catabolic process; protein linear polyubiquitination.
AUGGCUUUCGCAUCCCUUGUCCGCCCGCAGAAGUUAUUACUACGAGGCUCUUCCAGUACACAGCAGCAUGGCCCCCUUCCACCAGACAUUGGCGGCCUCGGCCCUGUCGAGCCCGAUCUUGGCGACCUGAAUGCCUCUCUGCAGGCGCUCACAGACAUUUUCCCCGAUGUGCAGCCCGAGGUGUUCCGUGAGAUGCUCACAAGCUUCAGUGAAGAGAGCAGGCUGCAAGUGAUAACAGAGACACUCCUCAAGCAUGGCCACAAGUAUGUGCGCGGUCGAUAUCGAAUGCCAGCGGAACAGGAGGAGCAACGGGAAACAGCGCAAAAGUACAAAUAUCGCAGGGAAGAUGCGCCAAAGGACACCCGAGGCAUACCGCUCGCCUUGGAGGAUAAAUUCCGCUCGGUACGAUAUAUAAGAGCAGCUACGGAUGCGCUAUAUCAAGAAUUUAAGGGCCUUAGCCAUUCAACCAUCAAGGCAGUGCUGGCAGAAUACAACUGGAGCUAUACACAGGCAAGGCCAACGCUGUUAGAACUCUCGAACAGAAGCUGGAGAUCAAGUAUAACAAACUUUAUCAUGCGUAGGAAAGCACCCAGUGCCAACGAUCACCCACUAGUCCUGUGGAUGGCUGCAGACCCAAAGACCAACCGACCGCGCAUGCCCAUGCUCGUCAAGACGGACAGCGAUGAGCUGAAUAAAGAGUUGUACGAGAGUCUUAUAGUACCAGUAAUGGAACUCCAUCGCAAGGAGCAGCUACAGCAGGACUUCGAACUUGCCAUGCAGUGGAAUGAGGAAGAGGCGGAGAGGGAAGGCGAAAUGUACGACUGCGAGUGCUGCUACAUGCCAAAUACACUCCAGCAAAUGUCAACUUGUGACGUCGAUGGACAUUACAUCUGCUUUCGCUGUAUUCGGCACGCCAUCAGUGCUGCACUCUAUGACCAGGGCUGGGCGCGCAACAUCGACACCGAACUAUGCACCCUGAGAUGCAUUGCGCCCAUCUCAGACGGUGACUGUAAAGGAUGCAUACCCCUCAGCUUCGUCAGACGAGCCCUCCUCGAGGACAAAGAUGGCGAGGAUCACUUUGCAAAGCUCAACGAACGCUUCGCAAACGAGACUCUUACCAAAUCACAGCUGCCCCUUGUUCACUGUCCGUUCUGCAACUACGCUGAGCUCGACGAUCUCGCUCUUCCAGACGCCAAUCUCUUUUCCAACUUACGAUUCCGACUACGAUUCUUCGACCCCAUCUGUUUAUCUUCUACCUCAGUUUUGGACCUCGUUUUCCAAAAAGCGUCGCAGGCCAUCUUUACCGCCCUUAUUCUCUUAUACUGCUUAAUAACCGUCUGCUUCCGCCUCCCUAUCCUCCCACCUAUUCAAACCGCCCUUCGCCGCAUCCAUCUUAAGAGGCGCGGUCUUCGCUUCCAAUGCCUCUCGCCCACCUGCAGUCGUCCAUCAUGCCUCUCCUGCUCGCUCCCUUGGCACGACCCACACAUUUGUUUCUCCAGCCAACUCACGUCCCUCCGACUUACCCUUGAGCGUGCCACCACCGAUGCGGUAAAACGGACCUGUCCGCAAUGCAACCUCGGCUUCGUCAAGUCUGAAGGCUGCAACAAACUGGUAUGCCUAUGUGGAUAUAGCAUGUGCUACAUCUGCCGCCAGGGGUUGAAGGUAGAGGGCUAUCAACAUUUUUGCGGACAUUUUCGCGAGCGACCUGGUCAGCCGUGUGGAGAGUGUAACAAGUGCGAUUUAUACCGGGUCGAGGAUGAGGAGAGGGUUGUUAAGCGCGCAAAAGAGAGGGCGGAGGCAGAGUGGUGGGAGCAGCAGGGUGAGGGGGCAAGAGAGGGCCUUCAAAACGAGGUUGGGAUGGAUGGCGGGAAGAUUGGGGUCUUGGGGUUGAAGAGGGGGACUUGGGAGGGCUGGUUUGAGGGGGUGUUGGAAGACGUGUUUGUGUAG